Messenger RNA from Paramecium sonneborni, 1277 nucleotides. The record is from the annotation of a GenBank genome assembly. Lineage: Eukaryota; Ciliophora; Oligohymenophorea; Peniculida; Parameciidae.
AUGCAAGAAAACAAUGAAUAAGCAUUAGAUGAUCUGAGUAAAGAAAUUUUAGUUUCAUAAUUGAAGGACAAAGUAUUUAAUAAAAAAUAAUCAACAGAUUAAGGAAAAUAAAACCAUCACAAAAAAAUUAGAUAAAUUAUCAGAGAAAUAUGUUUAGACAUACAAGGAGUAUAAACUUAUUGCAAAAGAUAGAGAAACUUUAUUUUAAGUUCUCUCAUCAAUCUUAAAUGAUGAAAUUAAUAAAUUUGAGCAGAAACCUUUGGGUUAUAUAUAAAUAUAUAUAAAUAGGUUAAUUUGAUCAAAAUCAAAUACUUGAUUUAUUCAAACAAAAGGAUGAAGAAAAAUCAAGAGCUUUAACAAAUCUGAUUAAAGAGACUAAUAAUGAAAAAUUUCAAUUAGAAGAAAGGUAUCGAUAAAUGAUAGAGAAAUAAGGAUAAAGUACUGAUCAAAAGACUCAAUAAAUUAUCAAGCAAUUAAAAUAAUAAAUAAAUGAUUUGGAUAAUAAUAAUACAAGAUUGGCAAAGGAGAUCAUUGAAUUAAAUGACAUUAUACAGAUUAAAAAUUAAUAAUUACAAACUCUUAAUUAAUUAGAAGAAGAAAAUGCAAAUUUGAAAACUUAACAUAUGGUUAAGGAACUGUAAUUAUAAUAGCCAGAUCGAGCUAAUAAAAUAAAUUCUUCAGAUUUCAUGAAUGAACAAUUAAAGUUUAAAUAAUAGAUUGAUAAACUAUUGGAAUAAAUUUAAAAGCAAAAUAUUAAAAUUUCAGAUUUAGAAUCAGAACUAUAAUUAUAAUCUAAAAAAUAAACUGAGAUAAAUAAUGUAUCGAAGAAAAAUGAAGAGACUCCUACUCCUGAUUACGAUGGAAUAAAUCCAUUUGAAUAGGAAGCUACAUUAAAAUAAAAAGAAAUCAUCUAAUUUAAAUAGAUAUCAGAUAAAUAAAUUUAAACAGAUUAAAUAUUUUAGAAUUAAGAGGAAACAGAUAAUAAAAACCCAAAUUUUGAGUAUUUAAAGAAUGUAGUUUACAAAUACUUUUUGUAUUAAGAAACUAGAAAUUAUAAAGAAGCAUCAAUUUUAAUGAAUGCAAUUAUGACAAUUUUAAAAAUGUCUAAUGAAGAAAAGAGAAGAAUAGAUUAAGCAAGAGAAAGAGGUUUCUUAAAGAAUGCAAAAAAUCUAAUAAGUGAUAGUUUUGCAUGUCUAAAGUAACCAUAAUUAAAUGAUAUGAAUUUGGAUCGACCUACUAGUAGAGUUGAAUAAAUGAAUAAACAUAUGAUGAAUUGA